Molecule: messenger RNA, 891 nt
Organism: Phascolarctos cinereus (koala)
Lineage: Eukaryota; Metazoa; Chordata; Mammalia; Diprotodontia; Phascolarctidae
Source: RefSeq, a predicted model, not a curated record
AUGAAAGAAGAGAAAGUGCAUGAGAUCAUGCAGCAGGCCCGAAACUCUACAGGGAAGAUCAUAUUGGGCUGGUGGACCACACCCUGGAGUCCUCAGGGGUCAGCAUCCUCAGUAGCCGCAGCUCAAAGACCUGGCACCAGGAUGGCCAUUAUCAGUCUGUUUGGCAUCACCUUGUGGUACCGUUUCCAGACCCAAAGAGCCAUCUUCCAGCAACUGCUGGGCGUUCCAGGGCCCCAGGGCUUUGUUGGCGUUCCCUUAUCUGCCUGCAUCCACCUCACUGCCAUCACUUUGGAGCAUGUGCCCAAAGCCCUGUCCCCAAUCAGCAACAUCACCAGAGCCCCCAAGGACUUUGUCAUCUUGGGGCUCAAUGAAGAUUCCCAGGUGGAGGGAGUGGCCCUCGGGCAGUUCACCUAUGAUAAUGCUGGGGAGGCCAUUCAGACCUUCCACUUUCAGGGCAACGACACAGCCCCAUACCAGCUGAUAGAGCUUCCUAUCUUCAGCAACUGGGGUCACCCUGAUUAUACCUGCAUUUACCACUUCCAGCCAAGAUUCCUUUUGAAGAAAGCCUUUGCUCUGGCAGCCAACCUCCAAGGCCCCCAUGUUCUGGCAGCAGCAGCUGCUUCCCCGCAAGCACUGUGGGAGUGCUUUGAGUCCCAAUGGCUGAAGAUCCAUGAGCAGGCCUCAGGGAUAGAUGCUGACCAUUGCUCUGAUUCUGAGUCUUCAGGUGGCUGUGGACAGCCUCUUGGAGAUGAUACCAGACUCCAGCAAACAGGCUGGCUCUUUCACCUGUUCCAUUGCUGCUUCGGAAAUACCUGGUACCACCUGACCACAGCUGCCUCCCUGCAGGACCUCUUUGUCCCUAAUCAGGGCCUCAGGGAAGUUUUCCUUGAU